Messenger RNA from Nannospalax galili (Upper Galilee mountains blind mole rat), 2419 nucleotides. It is a transcript of the gene Sft2d3, whose product is annotated as SFT2 domain containing 3. Lineage: Eukaryota; Metazoa; Chordata; Mammalia; Rodentia; Spalacidae. Gene Ontology annotation, cellular component: membrane. The record is from RefSeq and is a predicted model, not a curated record. Gene Ontology annotation, biological process: vesicle-mediated transport. Bases 113 to 766 code for a protein of 217 amino acids. The transcript has a single exon.
ACCACCCUUCCGCGUAGCCGAACCGCAGCCUCAGAACCAAUCCACUUCCGCUCUCGGCUGAGGAACUCCGGAAGUGAGUAGCAGCCUCGCCAUCGGCGCCACCUCGCCCAAGAUGGCGGACCUCCACCGCCAGCUGCAAGACUACUUGGCGCACGGGAAAGAGGGCAGACCGGCAGACACAGAGCCGCUGCUCACCAAGGGGACAGCAGAAAAGCCCGCGCCUGGGGACGGACCCGCUGGAGCGUGGCUGGGUCUGACGGGCUCGCGAUGGACUUGGGCACGGAGCCCCGCGGAGGCAGCGACAGCGGGCCUGGGGUGCAUGCCGACCGUGACGCGCGGGCAACGCCUAGCGGCGGGCGGCAUAUGCCUGCUACUGGCCGCGCUCUGCUUUGCCCUGGCGGCGCUAUACGCCCCAGUGCUGCUGCUGCGUGCGCGCAAGUUCGCACUGCUCUGGUCGCUGGGUUCGGUUUUGGCGCUAGCGGGUGGCGCGCUGCUGCGGGGCGGCGCAGCUUGCGGACGCCUCCUGCGCGGAGAGGAGACGCCUUCGCGACCGGCGCUGUGUUACGCGGCCGCGCUGGGCGCCACGCUCUACGCUGCGUUGGGCUUGCGCAGUACGCUUCUCACUGCGCUCGGCGCCUUCGCACAAGUGGCCGCAUUGCUCUACGCGUUGAUGGACCUGCUGCCCUGGGGCGGCGGCGCUGCGCUGCGUCUAGCUCUGAGCCGCCUGGGCCGUGGUGCCAGCCUGGCCAACACACUUCCGGUGUGACACUCCCGAACAGAAGGAGGCGGAGCUAGCCGGGGACCCGUCGCCGGUUGGUGUCCGCACCGCCACACUCCUCCUUGAUCCUCGGGUCGUGCAAAGCCAGGCACCCCCUGGACUGUGCGGGUGGUCAAUGAACUUGGGAGCAGCUGUCAUGAACUGACCGGUGCACCUGCUCAGAAGAUGCUGUUUCCGCGUCCUCGAUGGUUCCACCUAGCAUGGGCUCUGAAAAGAUAUUUUGCCGAACUGGUAACAUGCUGUGAAACAACUAUCGGUAGUUGUUGCACUAACUGGUUUAAUGUGCUCAGUUUUAAAAAAUGACUGGUUUUCUCAAUUAGCUGCUUUUGUUGCCUUUGGCAGAUAGUCUUUUUGUCUUUAAAAAAAAUGCAGUGGUAACAGAUCGAAAGCUUUCGGUUUUGUUGAUGCUUACGAUUUGGAAAUUAUUUUGCUCUAUUCAGUAUAAAUACAGGGAUUACUAAGCACUAAGUUUACUUAACCACUGGAUUUUUGAAAGUUAUUAAUAUAAUACAGUCUACCUCCGGUUCCAUUCUUCAGCUAAAUGGUAAACAUGGUGCCUUAUAACAUUAAAGGAAAAUUACUCCUGAAGACUAUGGACCAAGAGAGAUUUUCUAGACCAAGCAGCCAGAUAUCCAUAAUGAUGCAUGUCAAUGUUUGCUAAGGUCUUUGCAGAACUGGGUAAGGAGCCUCUGGAAACAGGAAAAUCUACUUGACAACUACCAUAUUUGACUCACCAGGCUCUCAUAUUCCUCAUUUUAUUGCCUGCUUUAAAGGUAUUAUACAGUUUGAUACUAAUGCAAUGCAAAAUGCUUUUCAUAUAUCAUGGCUGGUUCCUUCCAGGCUCACUCAGUAGGUGGUUUUGUUUUUGUGUUGCUGGGGCUCAUCAGCAUUUAAAACUACCUUAAUUUAUUGCCAGUUUGGGUCCAGUAUUCUGAUGAGUUGGGAAAACUACAUGUUUUGUUAGUAACUACAGACUAGAAAGUGAAGUGUAUUUAGAACUUAAUAAUUUUAUAGUAUUGCAGUGGGUCUCACAUUUGACUGGCACAUCAGUUUCUUGAAGAGCCACGUGGCAUCAAUUCUACAAUGUUGGUGGGUGGAUCAGCCAUUAGUAUAUUUUUUAAGCUCCCCAGAUGUUCAUGUCUUCAGCCAAGGUUGAGAACCACUUCUGUGCACUGUUUUGCACAUUUUGAAAGUUAAGUGUUUUCCAGGUUAACUGUUUUCCAGGCUGCACUCCACUGUUGCCUUAACUAUGUCAGCUAAAGAUAAAGCACCGUUGCUUCUUUAGUCCCCAUAUGUGUUCUUAGGUCAGUGCCCUCAGCCCUGCCCCAGGGUGUGAUUCUGCAGUGACCAAUACCCCUUCAUAGACUUGUAGAUACCAUCCUCCUUAAUAUUCCCUAGGAAUCAUGCCAUGUUCCUUGUGGAAAAUAGAGCUACCUACCUCAGGAGAGGACAUGCUGUUUUCAAGGAGUGAUGUACACAUUUUUAUGUUAACUAUUUAAAAAUUGUUUCCAACACUCUCAAGAAUUCAUGGCUUGAAAAUACAAGUUUUGUAAAAUUGUGAGCACAGUAUCUUAUAUUUUGACAGCAAUGUUAAAAUGCUAUGAGCAAUGAAUAAUGUACAGAUUCUGUUUUAUAAAUGAA